Molecule: messenger RNA, 1353 nt
Organism: Sinocyclocheilus anshuiensis
Lineage: Eukaryota; Metazoa; Chordata; Actinopteri; Cypriniformes; Cyprinidae
Product: doublesex- and mab-3-related transcription factor 3a
Exons: 2
Coding region: 1-1353 (450 amino acids)
Biological process (GO): male sex differentiation; regulation of transcription by RNA polymerase II
Cellular component (GO): nucleus
Molecular function (GO): DNA-binding transcription factor activity, RNA polymerase II-specific; protein binding; RNA polymerase II cis-regulatory region sequence-specific DNA binding
Source: RefSeq, a predicted model, not a curated record
AUGAAUGGCUACGGAUCGCCCUACAUCUACAUGGGGGGCCCGGUGUCCCAGCCGAGAGCGCCACUCCAGAGGACCCCCAAGUGUGCCCGCUGCAGGAACCACGGGGUGCUCUCCUGGCUGAAGGGGCACAAGCGUUACUGCCGUUUUAAGGACUGCACUUGCGAGAAAUGUAUUUUGAUAAUCGAGCGACAGCGGGUCAUGGCGGCUCAGGUGGCGUUGAGGCGUCAGCAGGCGAACGAGAGUUUGGAGAGUUUGAUCCCAGAGUCUCUGAGAGCGCUGCCGGGCAUCACGGUGGGGAGCGGAGAGCAGAGUGCAAACCCACGACCAAGCGACAUAGACCUACGCUGGAGCUCAGAGACGGUGACCCCUAAACCGCCGCAAGACCUAAAUGAGGACAUGUCUGGUGAACAGUCUGGUGGAGAGAAUGGUGGUAGUGCCAGUGACAGAGAACCAGAACCAGCCAGCUCCCCUGAGGAGUCCAAACCUAACCUGUGUUGCACCCCUGACACCUCAGACCCAUCUCCCCAGGUUGAGGAGUCCCGCUUUGGCCCGUCUAAAUCCUGCACCGACCCAGAACCCAAAGCUGACAACCCCAAAUACUCCCCUGAGCCCAACGUCCUCAUCGAAGGCCUCUCAGGCUCUGUAUCUCUCCCUUUCAGCCUGAGGGCCAGCCGACCUCCACUGGAGGUCCUGAAGAAGAUCUUCCCAGCCCACAAACCAGCAGUCCUGGAGCUCAUCCUGAAAGGCUGCGGUGGGGACCUGGUCGGAGCCAUCGAGAUCCUGCUCUCCAGCCGUUCUACGAUGAAACCAGAAAAGGUUCUGUCUGAGAACUCAGAUGCUCUGGUACUCCCCUCAAACGGCCAUCUCUUUGAGCACCCGCUGAGUUCGUACCCGGUCUCGUCUUCCAAGUGGUCGGUCGGUUCGGCCUUCCGUGUUCCCGAUUCCCUGCGCUUCUCCUCAGAGCCUUCUGCUGGAGUUGUACCAGGCCCUCUUAGCAUGCCGCUCCAGCACGGCUUCCCCCAGCCGCCUCGAUACCCCCUCAUGCUGAGAAAUUCAUUGAGCCGUGGCCAAGCCGGGCCCUUCGUGCACAACGAUUUGACUCUGUGGAAUACCAUGACAUUACAGCAGCAGUAUCAGCUGCGCUCACAGUACAUCCCUCCGUUCUCAGGCCCCUCAGCCGGAGUGAUCCGCAGCUCACCGCUCCUCACCAGCAGGCCCACCGAGGAGCAUCGAAUCAGCAUCCAGGAGGACAGCUGUCCUGUCAUUGCCAAACAGAGCAUGUUUGCUGCAGAUGAGGAGUAUGAUGAAAGAUCUGACUCCUCAGACUCUAGGAUCCUGAACACUUCCUCCUAA